AUAAAACAAUUCAGCUGCAGUUCGCUUUGUGCACACGCUCUGUUCUCGUUUAUAUACGCACUUUCUUGUUUCUUGUCUCCUUCACACUGAUUUUAUUUAGAACCUGAAGUGUCAACAUGUCUACUGAAAAGUGUUUUGCCAAAGGGAGUGCUGCACCUGGUCCGGUGCCCAGCGGCCACAUCAGACUUUACAGCAUGAGAUUCUGCCCCUUUGCCCAAAGGACCAGAUUAGUGCUGAGUGCUAAAGGGAUCAAGCAUGACACCAUCAACAUCAACCUGAAAGACAAACCUGACUGGUUCCUUGAGAGGAAUCCUCUUGGUCUCGUCCCAACUCUGGAGACAGCUGUUGGUGAGGUGAUAUACGAGUCUCCCAUCACCUGCGACUACCUGGAUGAAGUUUACCCCGAGAGGAAGCUGCUUCCUUCCUCUCCUUUUGGUAAAGCUCAACAGAAGAUGAUGCUGGAACAUUUUUCCAAGAUAACACCGUACUUCUACAAGAUCCCCAUGGGCAGAAAGAACGGCGAGGAUGUCUCAACACUGGAAGCUGAACUGAAAGAGAAGUUUGCCAAAUUAAAUGAGGACCUGGUUAAUAAGAAGACCAAGUAUUUUGCUGGCAAUUCCAUCACAAUGAUCGACUACAUGAUGUGGCCAUGGUUUGAGAGGUUGGAGAUCUUUGAACUCAAACACUGCCUUGACGAUACACCUGAGCUGAAGAAGUGGACAGAGCGCAUGUUGGAGGAUGAGGCUGUCAAAGCCACCAUGCACAGUGUGGACACCUACAAGGCCUUCUACAAGACUUACAUCGAGGGAAAGCCUAACUACGACUAUGGUCUGUAGAGAAGAAGUGAGCAAAAACUUAAACCGUCCUUCAGUUUUUGGUUGUCGUGUCUGCUUUUCUAACUUUGAUGCAAUGGAGAAAUAUAUGGUAGUAAAUACCACAAAUUUGGAUUCAGUGAGGAAAUUCUUAUUGGACAUUUAAGACCUUUUUUGUUAUUGAAGAAAAAGAACCAUGGGAAGGAGGUACAGUGAGAGCAAUCUGACUCGAGGUGUUUUCAAAGAUGCAGUGAUUUUUCUAAUAAAAAUUGUAGAUUCAA
Molecule: messenger RNA, 1093 nt
Organism: Plectropomus leopardus (leopard coralgrouper)
Lineage: Eukaryota; Metazoa; Chordata; Actinopteri; Perciformes; Serranidae
Product: glutathione S-transferase omega-1-like
Biological process (GO): glutathione metabolic process
Cellular component (GO): cytoplasm
Molecular function (GO): glutathione transferase activity; glutathione dehydrogenase (ascorbate) activity
Source: RefSeq, a predicted model, not a curated record